Molecule: messenger RNA, 7742 nt
Organism: Neolamprologus brichardi
Lineage: Eukaryota; Metazoa; Chordata; Actinopteri; Cichliformes; Cichlidae
Product: mitogen-activated protein kinase kinase kinase kinase 4
Biological process (GO): protein phosphorylation
Cellular component (GO): cytosol
Molecular function (GO): ATP binding; protein kinase activity
Source: RefSeq, a predicted model, not a curated record
CGCAGCAGGCAGCGGUGCGGCACUAUGUAGCAGCAGCAGUGGAGCUUCUGUCUGGGACUAUAGCGAGAGAAAAACGCGCCUUGGGUUGUAAAUAUUAGUAAGGGGAUUAAAAUUAAAACUACCCGAGGAUGAGACACACGUCGUCCGUCUGAAGGAGACUAAAACACGCUGUUAUUCCGCUAAUUUACCACCUUUUUUAAACGAAAAUGGCGAACGACUCUCCGGCUAAAAGUCUGGUGGACAUAGACCUGGCAUCCCUGAGGGAUCCUGCUGGGAUUUUCGAGCUGGUGGAAGUGGUCGGAAAUGGUACAUAUGGACAAGUCUACAAGGGUCGACAUGUUAAGACGGGACAGCUGGCGGCCAUCAAGGUCAUGGACGUCACCGAGGAUGAAGAGGAGGAAAUUAAGUUGGAAAUCAACAUGCUGAAGAAGUACUCCCAUCACAGAAACAUAGCCACCUACUACGGAGCCUUCAUCAAGAAAAGUCCACCAGGCCAUGAUGACCAGCUCUGGCUGGUGAUGGAGUUCUGUGGUGCCGGCUCCAUCACAGAUCUGGUGAAGAACACCAAGGGCAACUCGCUGAAGGAAGACUGGAUCGCCUACAUCUCCCGAGAGAUCCUCAGGGGAUUAGCUCACCUGCAUGCUCAUCAUGUCAUUCACCGCGACAUCAAAGGACAAAACGUGCUGCUGACUGAAAACGCUGAAGUCAAGCUGGUGGACUUUGGUGUUAGCGCUCAGCUGGACCGGACGGUAGGUCGAAGAAACACCUUCAUCGGGACGCCAUACUGGAUGGCUCCAGAGGUCAUCGCGUGUGACGAAAACCCUGAUGCUACCUACGAUUACAGGAGUGAUCUGUGGUCCUGUGGAAUCACAGCCAUUGAAAUGGCUGAGGGAGCUCCUCCUCUGUGUGACAUGCAUCCAAUGAGAGCCCUCUUCCUCAUUCCCAGAAACCCACCUCCUCGACUCAAGUCCAAAAAGUGGUCAAAGAAGUUCUUCAGCUUCAUUGAGAGUUGCCUUGUGAAGAAUUACACCCAGCGCCCUCCCACUGAGCAGCUGCUGAAACACCCCUUCAUUCGGGACCAGCCCAAUGAGAGGCAGGUCCGCAUCCAGCUCAAAGACCACAUCGACCGAACCAAGAAGAAGAGGGGCGAGAAAGAUGAGACAGAGUAUGAAUACAGUGGCAGUGAAGAAGAGGAGGAAGAGUCAUCUGAGCAAGAAGGAGAGCCAAGUUCCAUAGUCAACGUGCCGGGGGAGUCGACCCUGCGUCGUGACUUCAUACGUCUGCAGCAGGAGAACAAGGAGCGUUCGGAGGCCCUUCGCCGCCAACAGCUCCUCCAGGAGCAGCAGCUCCGUGAGCAGGAGGAGUACAAGCGCCAGCUGCUGGCUGAGAGGCAGAAACGUAUCGAGCAGCAGAAGGAGCAGCGGAGACGGCUGGAGGAGCAACAACGACGUGAGCGCGAGAUGAGGAGGCAGCAGGAGCGUGAGCAGCGCCGGCGCGAGCAGGAGGAGAAGAGGCGCGUCGAAGAGAUGGAACGGCGCCGCAAAGAAGAGGAGGAGCGCAGGAGGGCCGAGGAGGAAAAGAGGAGGGCCGACCGCGAGCAGGAGUAUAUACGUCGACAGCUGGAGGAGGAGCAGAGGCACCUGGAGAUCCUGCAACAGCAGCUCCUCCAUGAACAGGCCAUGCUUCUGGAGUACAAAUGGCGGGAGCUUGAGGAGCAGCGGCAAGCUCAGAAACUCCAGAGGCAGCUGCAGCAGGAGCAGGCCUACCUGCUGUCGCUUCAGCAAAACCAGAACUUGGACAGUAGCAAAACAGCCCAGCAACAGACCCCCAAACCCCCACAGAACCCUGAACCCGACAGGGUAAAGCCUCUGCAAGCCCCUGAGCAGGAAACAACAAAACCACCACAGAACACUGACAGUGAGAAGACACGGCCCAGUCCAGCCUCCAGUCUGGAAAAAACUACAGAAAGCAGGCUACCAGUGGCUGACCUUCAAGGCCCCGCCCCUGACUCUGAGCCAGUCAGAGAGGCUGACGAGCGUUAUCGGAAGAACAUCCAGGGUUCUCCCCAGGCGGCUCAGACCAAACCACAGCAGCCUCCGGUGCCGCCGCGAUCUGAGUCUUCAUACCCCAAUGGGAACUCUGCUUCUGAGGCCAUGCACCGGCCUGUGGAACCACAGGUUCGUUCUCAUCUGGCUGCUUUAAAGAGCAGCAUCAGCGUGGCCUCAUCAAACUCCACUGCCACUCCGCCUGUUGUGUCGCGAUCGCACUCCUUCACAGAGCCGCUUACCCCUAGCUUUGAAAAUCUCCACCUUCAAAACAGCCACGAAUCCCGCCAUCACCUUCCAUCAUCAUCAUCACCCCUAUCAUCCUCAUCAUCAACGCCUGCUCGCACUGACCCACACCCCCAUCCCCAGCCUAGGCCCCAUGAACCAGCCCCUUCAGCGGAGGUCCCACCGAGGGUUCCUGUCAGGACUACAUCAAGGUCCCCAGUGUUGCCGAGGCGAGAUUCGCCUCAUCACCUUGGCAACGCCGUACACAACAGCCACGCAGCACAACACAAUGCUGCCAGUGCAGCGGAGCCUCGGCUGCUGUGGGAACGAGUGGAGAAACUGGUUCCCAGAACGACCAGUAAUACUGGCAGCGGAGGCUCCAGUUCCUCUAGCAGCUCCAGUAACUCCAGCUCUCAGCCCGGUUCUCACUGUGGCUCAGGAGAGAGGUUCAGGGCCCGCUCCUCUUCUAAAUCGGAGGGUUCACCCCUCCAGCGGCCAGAGAAUGCUGGGAAAAAACCAGAGGAGAGGAGGGACGUGCUCAGGCCGAACAGAUCAGCGGACCUGACGGCUCUGGCCAAAGAACUGCGUGCAGUGGAUGAUGUUCGCCCCCCAAAUAAGGUGACAGAUUACCCUUCAUCCUCCAGUGAAGAAUCGGACACCACUGACGAAGAUGACGACGAAGAGGUGGAUCAGGAGGCAGGUGAAGAGUCGACCUCUGGCCCGGAGGACUCCAGAGCUGUUUCUUCUCGGCUGAGUAACGGAGAAACGGAGUCUGUGAAAACCAUGAUCGUCCACGAAGAGGGCGAGAGUGACGCGGGCACAACGCCAUGCAAAGACAGCACGCUGAUUGUCAGACAGAGUGCAGGUGACAACAGAAAGCGUACGGGCCCUGGCCCAGGCCAAACGCAGACACCUGGCAUGCAUGCAGGCUUUGCCCCGAGCCCCGGCUCGGUGUCGCUCCAGGGCCUCGCUCACCACACCCCCAGCCCCCACCACCACCAUCAUCAUCACCAUCAUCACCCCAUACAGCAUUCGGACAGGAAUGGCUUUGCUGGUCGCAUCCACCAUCUCCCAGACUUGAUCCAGCAGAGCCACCAUUCCUCCCCCUCCUCCUCUGCAUCCAACUCCCCUUCCUCUUCCAGCCUUGCCAGUCCCUCGUCCAUGUCCCCACAGAGUCCCUUGGACAAGCUUGGCAUCCUCACAGAGAGCCAGUCUAGUAACAACAUGCAGAAGCACAAGUCUUCUUCCUCCUUCACUCCGUUCAUUGACCCACGACUUCUCCAGGUCUCUCCAUCCACCGGCAGUGCCCUCAACAAUGUCGGCUAUGGGAAUGAUGCCCGGCUGGCAGAGGCACUGAGAGCAGAUCCAUCCCGGAAGGGCUCCGUGGUCAACGUCAAUCCGGUCAACACCCGCCCUCAGAGUGACACCCCCGAGAUCCGCAAAUACAAGAAGAGGUUCAACUCUGAGAUUCUUUGUGCUGCGCUCUGGGGAGUGAACUUACUGGUGGGAACAGAAAGCGGCCUGAUGCUGUUGGAUCGCAGUGGUCAGGGGAAAGUUUACCCUCUGAUUAACCGCCGACGCUUCCAGCAGAUGGACGUCCUGGAAGGACUCAAUGUCUUGGUCACUAUAUCAGGUAAGAAGAACAAGCUCCGUGUAUACUACCUGUCCUGGCUGAGGAAUAAGAUUCUGCAUAAUGAUCCAGAGGUUGAGAAGAAACAAGGCUGGACAACUGUAGGAGACUUGGAGGGAUGCGUCCACUACAAAGUUGUGAAAUAUGAGAGGAUCAAAUUCUUGGUUCUGGCUCUGAAGAACUCUGUGGAGGUCUACGCUUGGGCACCCAAGCCCUACCACAAAUUCAUGGCCUUCAAGUCUUUUGGUGAUCUGGUGCAUAAGCCGCUGCUGGUUGACCUGACCGUGGAGGAAGGUCAGAGGUUAAAGGUAAUCUAUGGCUCGUGCUCAGGCUUUCACGCCGUGGAUGUCGACUCUGGGGCCGUUUACGACAUCUACCUGCCCACACACAUCCAGACGAGCAUCCAGUCUCACGCAAUCAUCAUUCUGCCUAACACUGAUGGCAUUGAACUGCUCGUGUGCUACGAGGACGAGGGUGUUUAUGUCAACACCUACGGACGCAUCACCAAGGACGUGGUGCUGCAGUGGGGGGAGAUGCCCACCUCAGUGGCCUACAUUCGGUCUAACCAAAUCAUGGGUUGGGGCGAGAAGGCCAUCGAGAUCCGCUCUGUGGAGACCGGUCACCUGGACGGCGUCUUCAUGCACAAGAGAGCUCAGCGACUCAAGUUCCUCUGUGAAAGAAAUGACAAGGUGUUUUUCGCCUCUGUACGUUCUGGAGGCUCCAGCCAGGUGUACUUCAUGACUCUGGGCCGAAGCAACCUGCUGAGCUGGUAGAGGUCCACGGCCUGCCCUCUUUCUCCUCCUUCUCCUCAUCUUCCUCAUUGUCCUCCCCCUCUCUCUAACACUGGAUCUCAGAAAACCACCAUUGAUGUCUUGUCAGCCCUCGGACAACCAAACGAGAACAAACACAGCAACCUACCAGCCGUCUGGAGCAGUCGACAGCAACGCCCUGUAGCUGCAGCCUUGCUGGGUCUGCCUGCGACGCAGAGACAGCCGGUCAAGUCGUCGGUCCCUUCCGUAAAAUCAGAAGCGACGGCAUAAUGAAAACAAAGGUUAAUAAAUGAAAGGAAGUAGUAAUACUGUAAAUGUGAAUUCAAGAAAAGGGAGGGGCAAGCAACGUUUUGUUUCCCUCUCAGUUUUCUUGGUGCUCAUCGGAUGCAUUGCGAUGGGAUAGAUUUUUGUACCUCUGCAUCCUUUCCCGGGUUGGUUAGUAAGCUUGAGGUCUUCUACUACUAUUGCUACCGCUAUUGUUCUUACUACCACUGCUACUACCUUCUGCAGGUCUGCCUCUUGUAAGGGAGUCCCCCCCUUUGCCCCAUGUUCCCACCAUCCGCCCCUUCUUGUGAGCGUGGGGCUGGUGGGGCUCUAGAGUGUGUUGUAUUAAUGCUACAGUAGUGUGUGUGUGUGUGUGUGUGUGUGUGUGUAAAUGUACUUCUGUUUGGUCCACCUACUGCUAACAUGCUGGUUUGUCCAAUGAGCUGGAGGCUCAGUGACAAGCAUGAGAAAGGGACCUAAUAUUGAAGGUUUUUACCACAAAGGUCAGGUCGACAGGACUCAAACAUGAGGGUGUGCGUGCGUGCGUGUGUGUGGUUGAAGUAUAGUGUUGUAUCGGACAGGCGCUUUAAAAAGAAGGGGAGGGCGGAGAGAGAGUUGGUGUAGGUGAUGGAUUUCAGAAUAGUAUUUUUUGAAUCAUUAUUAUUCCUUGAAGAUAAGUGUAACUAUGUGGAGUUAAACAUGUCUUUUACCUUGUUUUUUUAAUCAUUCACACACAUCCACCUACACAACUUGCUUGCUCUAAAACCACAGAAGUGUAAGGUGUGUCCGUAUGAAAAGAAUGCAAUGCGGGUGUGAUCCAAAAUAUUGAAUAAAGUGUCUAUGUACAAAUAAAGCUUUGGGAACUUUUGUCGUGUCGGACCGGCGGCGGGGAAGCAUGACGACCUGAUCUUAACUCGAGAAACUUGAACUGCUGUGAAUAAACAGAUAUAACGUGGAGAGAGGGGAAAAAAAUCGAGAGAUAAUGUAGAUGAGAAAGUUUAGUACGUGUAUGUGUGCGCGUGUGCCGUCAACAGUUCGGCAUCGCUUCGGCAAAUUUGGGUUUAAGUGGCAGAGAGGUAAACACGUGGUCGGCGGGUUUGUUUUGGCACAGGAGGCGGAGUUCCAUCUUCCAUUACAUGAUUUCGACUCAUUUCAUGCUUCAUUUAGAACAUUUGUAUGUAUUCAAUGCACUAAGUGUCAAGAAUGUAGAAAGACUUAUUACUGUGUGGUGGUCCAAGGCAUGAGAUGACGUUUUUGCUUUGUAUCUUGUCACGAGUGAUCAAUCCUAGGUGUUCGGUUUUGGAGUCGAAGCUGCGGCGGCGGCAGCAGAGCCUCUGCGUCAGAUGUACAUAUUUCGAUUCCGUAUUUGUUUCGCAGCCUUCGGCAAUCUGCGCGUCGAAGCUGAGGAGCGUUUCUCGCGGCUUUCCCGUUCGAACGAGAACACGCGCGCCUUUAUUGAUUCAGCACUCGGACUCUGGAUUUCAGUGUUACUGUGAUGAAGUGUCUCCAAACAGGCAACACUGAGCAGAGAUUUUUCCCUCACUCGGCUGUUUGUGAAGGAACUGACGAGAGAAUCCCCAUUUUUCUUUUUUUUUAUAGGAAGGAAUAGUUAAUAUUUUGUGCCCCUCCCUAACCCCCUCAUGUCCCACUCCAGCUGUUAUUGAAGUUCCCUGUAUGCGAAAGACUGAGCAACAACCUUCAGCAUUGACGAUCUUUGCCCCGCUGGAUUUUUUCCUUCCUUUUUUGCAAUGAUUCUCAUCGUUUGCUCACAGGAAGUGCAAGGGGACAGUCCGAUCUAUGACGUCAUAUCCAAACACACCUUUUGUCAGGACACAAACAAGCUUAUCUUGGGUGUUUUCCCUCCUUGACGAUAAGGUUACUGCUGGUCACUUAGUUUAUGUCUCUGUAUGGAGAAGCCGUUCGGGCCCCAGUGCUUUUGUCUGAGGUCUGCGUGUGCAGUAGUGCUCGGUGUGUGUCUCUUCUUGCAUCAAGGCCUUGAUGAGUGGCUGUAUUGAAUUCAUGAAAAUAAUUUGUGGCUAUUAUCAAUAUUCUUAUUGAUCUAAAGAAAGAAACGAGCUCUUCGGCCGAUUGAGACGAAUCAGUCGCUUGCAGGCUCGUGUUGGAAAAAGUGCCAAGAGGGCAGCAUUUAAAACGUGUAAACCUGUUGUUAUAAGAACCACUACUUGGAAAUCCUUUCUUUCAAAAAAUAAAAACAACAAAAAAACUUAAAAAAUCACUCGAAGCAUUGUGUAUUCUUAAGUUUUAGAGCUAGUUGAGAAGCUUAACAAUAGUUUCUGUUGUUUCUGUAAGUCUAUGUAAACGUAACUAUGCGACUGCGGUGGUUUAAUAUUAUUACACUCACCUUAGGUGGAGAAACUGUUUACAGAGGCGAUGUUUUGUUACACUAAUGUGCAUCAUGGUAUUUAUGUUUGAGAGCAUAAUGCAUCUUAGUUCUUUAACUCAUACUUUCUGCUUUUUGAGCCCACUUUUUAUUGGAUAUUUUAAAUUUUUCGUUAGUUUUUAUUUAUUUUUCUUUGUCAUUUCUCCCACCCCUGCUUAACUUUUUCCACAACAAAGAACACACGUGUUGUUCAUUUCAGGUAUUCACACAACGCUGCUUCAACAUGGAAACAUUACAGUAACGUUCCUUGCAGGCUUGGACGUGAGGCGACGUGUUUUUUCCUCUGCUGUUUCUGCCGUGCUACUCUAACUUAUGUCCUCUCUGUGUAUGACAGGAAGUCAUGUAUUUUCCUGAAAGUUUUUUGUUUUGUUUUCUUUGAAUAAACUUUAAAAGUAAUUUUAAAACAA